This is a messenger RNA of Lactuca virosa, 1597 nucleotides long. Lineage: Eukaryota; Viridiplantae; Streptophyta; Magnoliopsida; Asterales; Asteraceae. The record is from the annotation of a GenBank genome assembly.
UAUUCAUUCUUUUUGUCCUAUUCCAUCCAAUUGGAAAACAGGCGAGUUUGAUCAAACUCCAUGAGUCCAUGGCUGCGGUGGACUACCCAGAACCCCUAUUUUGCAACCGUAAAACAGUGUCAGCCACUCGGAAGCUUUUGCAAUGGAAGAUACGGCCACUAACAGCACUCAUUUGUCGUCGAAGAACAAAGAGAAGGAUGCCAAAUUAAGGUUUCACAAUUGCCCCGGCUGCAAAAUCGACCGUCUUAAAGAGGAACGAACUGGGUUGCCCUAUGCACACCUUUCUUAUAUCUGGCUCGUUUCCCUCUGCACCGCUCUGCCAAUUUCUUCUCUCUACCCGUUCAUUUACUUCAUGAUUAGAGACUUUAAUAUUGCAAGUCAAGAGGAAGAUAUUGGUUACUAUGCUGGAUUUGUGGGUUCUUCAUUCAUGAUUGGAAGAGCCUUGACUUCUCUGUUUUGGGGAGUGCUUGCUGAUAGAUAUGGGAGAAAGCCUAUAAUACUAAUUGGCACAUUUUCAGUGUUCAUUUUCAACACGAUGUUUGGACUCAGUUCAUCCUUCUGGAUGGCAAUUUCUUCAAGGUUUCUCCUUGGAUGUUUUAACAGUCUACUAGGAACAAUACGGACAUAUGCUUCUGAAGUCUGCCAUGAGGAGUACCAAGCUUUGGCAUUAUCAAUUGUGAGUACUUCUCGAGGAAUUGGCUUAAUUAUUGGUCCUGCUAUUGGAGGUUUCUUUGCACAGCCUGCUGAGAAAUACCCACAGUUUUUUUCUGAAAAUUCUUUGUUUGGAAGGUUUCCAUACUUUUUACCAUGUCUUAUUAUAUCCAUCUACUCAUUGGCUGUAUUUAUUUCUAGCUGGUGGCUUCCUGAAACACUGCACAAACAUGGCAAUGCAUCAGAAGUAGAAGCUUCUGAAAGUUUACUUGGUCAAAAUGAGGAAAUAGCUUAUACAGAGAUAUUUUCUUUGUGGGCAGUUAGUGACAAAAGUUAUGGAGGGCUUAGUUUUUCAUCUCAAGAUGUUGGUGAGAUUCUUGCUAUUUCAGGUUUUGGGCUUUUAUUGUUCCAGCUUCUACUAUAUCCAUUAAUCGAGAAACUUCUGGGCCCACUCACUGUCACACGCCUUUCAGCUGUUAUAUCAAUACCUAUUUUAUCAACUUAUCCAUACAUAGCAACGCUUUCAGGGUUUUCUCUUCUUCUAGCUGUCAAUUGUGCAUCACUAAUAAGGAAUUUUUUAUCAGUGUCGCUGGUGACUGGGUUAUUCAUUUUGUUAAAUAAAUCUGUUGCCCAACAUGAGCGAGGAGCUGCUAAUGGCAUUUCAAUGACAGCCAUGUCUGUCUCUAAAGCAUUUGGUCCAGCUGGCGCAGGAGCACUCUUUUCUUUUGCACAAAAACGUCAAGUUGCUGCCAUACUCCCAGGUGAUCAACUGGUAUUCUUUGCAUUGAACAUCCUUCAGUUUGUCGGGCUGGUUUUAACCUUCAAGCCUUUCAUGGCGCAACCCGUUGCAUAGAACACAAGAAAGAUAUUUGUACAUUCAUUCAUGCCCUUAUUAUUAUUAUUAUUAUUAUUAUUAUUAUACAGUAUAAAAAAGAAAAAGAUGUGA